Molecule: messenger RNA, 4487 nt
Organism: Heterocephalus glaber (naked mole-rat)
Lineage: Eukaryota; Metazoa; Chordata; Mammalia; Rodentia; Bathyergidae
Gene: Usp12
Product: ubiquitin specific peptidase 12
Biological process (GO): protein deubiquitination
Cellular component (GO): cytosol; nucleus
Molecular function (GO): cysteine-type deubiquitinase activity
Source: RefSeq, a predicted model, not a curated record
GAGCCGGUUUUCCAACGUGCUGGGCGGAGUGUGCGGCGAGCGGCUUCGCGGGCAGGCGCGGGCCCCGAGGCAGCGGCUGCGCCCUGCGCCGGGGCGGAGCCGGGGGCGGGCGGCCGGCAGGCGGGGGCUGGGGCCCGAGGCCGGGAGUGCCAGAGCACCGGCGGGGAAGACGGCAGCGUCGGCUCAGUAGGCUAGGUGCGUGGGUCCGCGGCGGCUCGGGGUCCGCCCGCGGGGUGUGGUGCGAGCGGGCGGCCCGGUUGCCCUUCUUCCCCGCCCGCCGCCGCCGCCGCCGCUGCUGUGAUUGGGUGGAAGAUGGCGCUGGGCGGAUGGAAAUCCUAAUGACAGUCUCCAAAUUCGCCUCCAUCUGUACCAUGGGCGCCAAUGCCUCGGCAUUAGAGAAAGAGAUUGGUCCAGAACAGUUUCCAGUCAACGAGCACUAUUUUGGAUUAGUCAAUUUUGGGAAUACCUGCUACUGCAAUUCAGUUCUUCAAGCACUUUAUUUUUGUCGUCCAUUUCGGGAAAAAGUUCUAGCAUACAAGAGUCAGCCUAGGAAGAAGGAGAACCUUCUUACGUGCUUAGCAGAUCUCUUCCACAGCAUAGCCACUCAGAAGAAAAAGGUUGGAGUAAUACCUCCUAAGAAGUUCAUCACGAGAUUACGGAAGGAAAAUGAGCUUUUUGAUAACUAUAUGCAACAAGAUGCCCAUGAAUUCUUAAAUUACCUACUAAAUACAAUUGCUGAUAUUUUACAAGAAGAAAGAAAACAGGAAAAACAAAAUGGUCGCUUACCUAACGGUAACAUUGAUAAUGAAAAUAACAACAGCACACCAGACCCAACGUGGGUUCAUGAGAUUUUUCAGGGAACAUUAACUAAUGAAACCAGAUGUCUUACUUGUGAAACUAUAAGCAGCAAAGAUGAAGAUUUUUUAGACCUUUCUGUUGACGUGGAACAAAACACAUCAAUUACUCACUGUUUAAGGGGUUUUAGCAACACAGAAACUCUGUGCAGUGAAUACAAAUAUUACUGUGAAGAGUGUCGCAGCAAACAGGAAGCACACAAACGGAUGAAAGUUAAAAAACUGCCCAUGAUUCUAGCUCUACAUCUGAAGAGAUUUAAAUAUAUGGAUCAGCUUCAUCGAUAUGCAAAACUUUCUUAUCGGGUAGUUUUUCCUUUAGAACUCCGCCUGUUUAACACUUCAGGUGAUGCAACCAACCCUGACCGAAUGUACGACCUUGUUGCUGUUGUGGUUCACUGUGGAAGUGGUCCCAAUCGAGGACAUUAUAUUGCAAUAGUUAAGAGUCAUGAUUUUUGGUUGUUGUUUGAUGAUGACAUUGUAGAAAAAAUAGAUGCACAAGCUAUUGAAGAAUUCUACGGGUUGACAUCAGAUAUUUCAAAGAACUCUGAAUCUGGUUACAUCCUUUUCUAUCAGUCUCGGGACUGAGGAGGACCAUGAUGAAGAGAUACUUUCUGCCUAAUUUCUUCUCAGGUUAUUUUGGAAAAGAUCAAGCACUGAAUUUUCAAGAAAAGAGAAAUGCAGGAAGCUCAGGGGGCAGUAGCAUACUUUGCACACAAUAAAGCAAAGACUAUGGAUUAACAAGCCCUUCCUAUCAUGGUGUUGAUUUAUUUGCUCAGGUAUCAUGCUGUCUGUGCAGUUCCAUACAACAAGGACAUGAAAUCAGAGAUAACAGCUCCUCUUGUAAAACAGCCUUCCAGAUAUUGACAUGCAUUUUCUCUUUAUAAAUUGCACCAAUAAUAAUUUGAAUUCCUUGGGGGUGCAGUAGGAAGAAUUGGAAUAUGUGCUGGCUUGUAUCGAUAAUGUAAAGAGAUGAUUUUGAACACACUGCACAGAUGCCCGGGGUUGGUAUGUGUAGAAGCAUAUUCAGUGUCUUUUUAAGCAUAAACCAGAAAUACUUUUGGGCCCAACACUUGCAGUUGCCUUCCUGACUUACAAACCUAACAGUAGAAUCCAGUGUCAGGAAGACAAAUAUGUUUUGCUUCUCUGAAGAAGCUUAUAAUAAUAUACAGUGUAUGUAUAUGUAGGGAACAAUUGGUCAGAAGUGGCUUUUUGUUUCCCCAAGGGGAAAGACUGGCUUUGUAAUUAUAAUUUUUUCCUUAUUUAUUUUACUUAAAACUGGUAGAGACUUAAUUAUUAUAUGAAGUGCCCAUGAUUCUGUCAGUAAAUUUUAGCCUAUUUUUUAUUAGUUUUGUCAGUUUAAAUACUCUUUUUGUUUGUUUCUGUUUUUAAGGGGAAUUUUAAAUUCUAUCUGAAAUCAGUAAGAGAGCUUGAGAAAAAUUGCAAUGAGAGGAGGUAAAUAUUCUUUUUCAGGAGGAACUGAUAUCUCUGGCUCAAUAUUUGUUCUUUUGUCAUAGUUUAUAAGUCAUUUAUUUUAUUCAGCUUUAAUUUCAGUAAAAUAAAAAUUUAAAAAUUCCCUAGAGUUGUUGGAAUGAUUAAAAGAAAUUCUGGUGCAGUGGUGAUGUACUGGUCUUUAGAAUUCUUAAAUAGUCUGAUGUUUCAAAUUGAGCCUUGCUCAAAAAUUCAUGUCAUCUAAGUUAUUUUCAAAUAUCUUGUUUUUUUAACUUUGGUUAAAAAGUAAUAUAUUCAUCAUAACCCUAGCAGCCUGGAUUGUGGCUGAAAACACCUUCUGAAGAUUACAUUUUGAUUAGAUAGGCCAGUAAUUUUUUAAAAAAAGAAAAAAGGCCAUUUUUCCCCCUGUGACUUUACAGAUUGAUUGGAAGAACGUUCAGAAAUUAAAAUUUAUAUUUUUCAUUUUGCUGGGGUUUUUAAGAAGUAAUAUGUGUGAAGUAAAAUGUACAUCAUUGCAGUUGGUAUUUUUCCAUGCAUCAGUAAGUUGUCUGACAGUGGCACAAUGUAACUUGCAGAGAAUAAUUGAAAAUUGCUUUCAAAAUAAUAGCAAUUAGGCAUUGGACGUUUCUUAUCAGAAGGAGUAAUUUUUUUAGUUUUCUAAAGUUAUUUUACUAAAACUGUUGACAAGAAAAAAAAGAUGUUUCUUGUGCUGCUAUUAACAUUUCUUAUCCAUAUCUUUUAGCUCAGGAAAUGACUUCACCUAUUUGUCCCAUAAACAGAUCGUUAACAGGGUUACUUAGCUUAUUGGGCUGCUUAGACAGAUGUGCUGAAAAUUACAAUAUUUGGUGUUUAUACUAAAUAUCAAAAAAUAUUUUGACAAAUUCAUUUUUAGGAUACAGCUUCUCUUACCCUAGCUGAAAUUGUUUUGUACAAAUUACACAUAGCCUGUCUGAUCUGCCAACAUUACACAGAGAAUCAACAACCAAGAACAUGGGGGAAGUCAGAGGAGUAGAAGAGCUUGUAUUUUGAGAGCUUAAACCGAAUUGUUGUGGAAUUUAAAGUUGUAUUUUUACAGGUUUCUGUAAAGAAAAAGGAUAUGGUGAAGCACAGUUAGUUUUAACAUCAGCUAGGCCACAGCAAGUAUAAAGAUAGAUGAAGUCAUUUGCAUAAAGGUACAACAUUGAAAUACUGUAUUGAGUUUUGUGCGUUUUCACAUUUAAAAAAUCCAUACAGGCAAAGCAAGUUAAAUUUCAUGUUACAGCAACUUCUAACAUUUGUAUUGAGUUCCAUGGUCGUCACAUACUUUGUUCACAUUUACACUGUAUUUCAUCAUGUGAUUUGUCAUAGGAGGGACUAUGACUGAUGGUUCUAAAUUUAUUUUUUACUCUUAGUGCAGCUGGAUAUAAGUAAAAUGUUCUGAAGCUUAUCAGAAGCUCAAUAUACUUUUAAAAUAUAUAGGGUUAGGGUUGGGGAGAUAAAAAUACAGGUAUAGUAAGUAAGAAAAGUGACCCAUCUAGAAAGCAUUGUGAGGUUGUGUGUGGGUUGGCUGUGAUUAAAAUAAGGAGCAGGUUAAAAUUGUAAAUGGGGCUGAUUUGCUAUAUAUCUAUGUACAUGUUUGUUGGGAUAGCUGUCCCAUAUUUUGUAUAUUGGAAUAAAGAUUUCUAUAAAUUAUCUUAACUAAAAGUAAAUACUCUAAAUUAAGUUCCACUUCUAAGUCACAUGGCUUCUGUCUUGGAAAUUUUAUGAACUACAGGAGCCAGAAGGCUUAGGAAAGGGGAGGGAAGAUGUUGUACUAUAUGGGUCUUGUGGCUUCUAACCAUCAAUAUAGGUUGUUUUCUUUCUCUGAUGGCAGUAGGAAGACCUCAUUCUCAUAAUAUACUACUCUUGAUGCUUUAUUUUAAAGAUACUUUUCAUUAAAGAUUCUCUCAUGAGGUGUUUGGCUGGGAGCUGGGAGGCUAAGGUGCUCAGGUCCUGGCUCUUCAGUGAACUUAACUGUGUGACCUUGGGCAAGUCACUUAACCUCUCUGUGCUUCAGUCUCCCUGUUUUGUAAAAUGGGAGUAAUACCUACCUCACAGGGUUGUUGUGGGGAUUAAUUAGAAAUAAUGUCUGUAAAGCAUUUAAGGUUCUUGAAGAAGGCGCUAUAUAAAUACAAAAUAAUAUCUAUUAAAAUUGGUUUAUUUGUG